Marchantia polymorpha subsp. ruderalis is the source of this 1246-nucleotide messenger RNA. NCBI's taxonomy places the organism in Eukaryota, Viridiplantae, Streptophyta, Marchantiopsida, Marchantiales, Marchantiaceae. The record is from the annotation of a GenBank genome assembly.
ACAGAGUACGGCUCGGGAAGACAACAGUUCGUAGUAGCCGAAUAGUACCCGCAGUCUGUUGGUGUCGAAGGGGGGAGGCGCAGUCUGCUGUUAAGUACACUUGAGUGAGUGAUGGAUGUGUGUCUAGGUCUGGGCCUAGGAGACACGAUGGUGACUUUGAUGCAAAAGAUGAGCGAUUCGGGCUCUGUGAUGGAGCCGGAGGUGGUGGACAGUCCUCGAGGAAGCAACUUCUCAUGGUCCUUUGUAAAUCGCAGUGCUGGGCAAUCUUCGAGUGCGAAAGCCUGUGAUGCUUCUGUGGCUAUUCCUAGGAACUCUGCUGAUUUCGCCAGCGAAGCCAGCUUUUGCAGCUCGCCCUCUGCGUCGGCUGCUUCAGGAUUGUCCUCUGACGGGAAGUCCAGCUCGUCCACCAGCUCUGUUAAGUCUUCUUCGUCUCGAUCUCAUUCGAUCAGGUCGCUUUUCGGGCUCGGCAAGUCGAGGGCGAGGAAGCCUGCCGUGUUGGAGAAGGUGCCGUUCGGAAAAUGGUCUAAGUACUUGACAGUGUGCGUCGGGAGUCGAACUGGGGAGACUGAGAAAUAUGUCAUCAACAGGAGUUUGUUGGCGCAUCCUCUUAUACAAGUGCUGAUCAAGUGUUCUGAAGACGAGUUCGAUGAGGACUACUCGUCGAAGAGUAAAAUUAACAUCGCCUGCGAUCCUGCAUUGUUUUUGGAGGUGGUCCGAUUAGUGGAUGAUACAAUGUGCUCGGCGCAGGAUGUCCACGCUGACGAAUGUGAAGAGAGUCAUGAGGAGGAUAUUUGAGAAACCAAUCAGGAGUAUAUGAUCUGGCUUACUUCUGCACGGAACGCUGUUAUGGCGUCCCCCAAUUUUGACCGUCAGAGCCAACAAAUGCAGCUCGAGCUUGUACAUAUGAGAGUUGAUUUAGAUCUUAGACGAGGUUCACAAACAUGCGGGUAUUGAGGGUGAUGUACCUUACACCUUCAAACCACGCGCAGCUGGACACUUUGUACAUGUGUAUAUACUUCUCUGCACCGUUCUGCCUAAGCUCGGCACAACUCGGUUGAAGUUAGCAGUUACUGAGAUCAACAGGUGCUUAGUUUCAUAGUAGGAGAGAGCUGAAAGAGGCGGACUUGAUCCGGAAAACCUCUGUUUAUAUUUCAAACAAUUGCCCUUGUUGGGAAACAUCAAGUAUACUGAAAGUUCCAAAGGUUGAUAACGGAUUUUGUUAGUGCAACAUGAAAUGCAAAAGGAC